Messenger RNA from Tupaia belangeri chinensis (Chinese tree shrew), 999 nucleotides. RefSeq names its product membrane associated ring-CH-type finger 11 (gene MARCHF11). Gene Ontology annotation, molecular function: ubiquitin-protein transferase activity; zinc ion binding. NCBI's taxonomy places the organism in Eukaryota, Metazoa, Chordata, Mammalia, Scandentia, Tupaiidae. Bases 1 to 891 code for a protein of 296 amino acids. The transcript has 4 exons. The record is from RefSeq and is a predicted model, not a curated record. Gene Ontology annotation, biological process: protein ubiquitination.
AUGAGAGCGUUUCUUCCGCCUGGUCCUGGGGAGCCUGUGGCCCUGUCCAAAGAUGAGUCCCAGAGGGGUUGUGCCAUGAUGUUAUGGAGAAACUGGCUAGGGCGAGUAAGGCCUACAUCCAAGGUUGCAACCCCUUUUCGCUGGUUAGAGACGGGGUCAUUUGCUGUUUUCUCACGAGAUGCAGACACAAAUGCUGACACUGACCCCCGUCCUUUUCAGGGUGAGCUCUUAAAUCCCUGCCGAUGUGAUGGGUCGGUUCGGUAUACACAUCAGCUGUGUCUGCUGAAGUGGAUCAGUGAGAGGGGCUCUUGGACCUGCGAACUGUGCUGCUACAGAUACCACGUCAUAGCCAUUAAAAUGAAACAGCCCUGCCAGUGGCAGAGCAUUUCUAUAACACUGGUUGAGAAAGUUCAGAUGAUUGCUGUGAUCCUAGGAUCCCUCUUCUUAAUAGCAAGUGUGACUUGGCUUCUCUGGUCAGCCUUCAGUCCCUAUGCAGUGUGGCAGAGGAAGGACAUCCUUUUUCAAAUCUGCUAUGGAAUGUAUGGUUUUAUGGAUCUAGUGUGCAUAGGUCUCAUUGUUCAUGAAGGAGCUGCAGUUUACAGAGUAUUUAAGCGCUGGCGAGCUGUUAACUUGCACUGGGAUGUAUUAAAUUAUGACAAAGCCACAGACAUCGAAGAAAGUAGCCGAGGAGAGUCUUCCACGAGUAGGACUUUAUGGUUGCCAUUGACGGCUCUGCGGAACAGAAACUUGGUCCACCCAACACAAUUAACCUCGCCAAGGUUUCAGUGUGGCUACGUGUUAUUGCAUUUGUUUAAUCGGAUGAGGCCACAUGAAGAUUUGUCAGAAGAUAACAGCUCAGGAGAGGUUGUGAUGAGAGUGACUUCAGUGUGACAAAAGUAUCAGACGGUGCAGCGGGGAGCACACUGCACACUUGGGAAUGUAAUUGCAAUGAAUGGUGAAACCACAGCACUUCUAAAAACACACAUCUAUGAACUUUUU